Molecule: messenger RNA, 1146 nt
Organism: Solanum tuberosum (potato)
Lineage: Eukaryota; Viridiplantae; Streptophyta; Magnoliopsida; Solanales; Solanaceae
Product: protein LIKE COV 3-like
Exons: 6
Coding region: 81-887 (268 amino acids)
Cellular component (GO): Golgi apparatus
Source: RefSeq, a predicted model, not a curated record
GGGAAUUGAAUCAACUGCCGAGGAGUCUGUUGAGCAUAUUCAUUUUUGGGGAAGAGAAGAAGAAAGGAAGGAGAUCUCUAAUGGCGACGCCAAGAGCAGAUAGAGAAUUAGAGCUUCUCAUACCAAUGGGAGUCAUUGAGAAUAUUAAUGCUAAUCACUCCAAAUCUUCUUCUCCUUCUCAUUCCCCCAAGAUUCCAUCGUCUCAUCACUCCUCUGGGAAAGAGGCAUUUAGCAAAGUUAUUCGUAGCUGGACUUGGAAAAAGUUCAUCAGCGGAUGUGUCAUCUUAUUUCCCAUAGCCAUAACUUUUUACAUCACCUGGUGGUUCAUUCAUUUUGUGGAUGCCUUCUUUUCUCCGAUCUAUAAUCACCUUGGAAUCAAUGUCUUUGGCCUUGGAUUUGCUACCUCCAUGACUUUCAUCUUCUUCGUUGGGGUGUUCAUGUCCUCAUGGUUAGGUGCAUCUCUUCUUAGUUUAGGAGAGUGGUUCAUAAAAAAAAUGCCCCUCAUGAGCUACAUCUACUCUGCCUCCAAGCAAAUUAGCUCAGCAAUUUCACCAGAUAAGACUUCACAUGCCUUCAAAGAAGUGGCCAUAAUAAGGCAUCCGCGGCUUGGUGAAUAUGCAUUUGGCUUUAUCACUUCAACUGUCAUACUUCACAAGAAUACAGGUGCAGAGGAACUCUGCUGUGUUUAUGUGCCAACUAAUCACCUCUACCUUGGAGAUAUAUUUCUUGUGAAUUCUAAAGACGUUAUGAGGCCCAAUCUCUCUGUUCGAGAGGGGAUAGAAAUUGUAAUCUCCGGGGGCAUGGCUGUACCAAAGGUACUGAACAUACAGGAAGUGCAAUCUAUUUCAUCUCCGAGAGUUGGAAAAUUUGCAGUUCCACAAGUUUGAUUACUCAACCAUUUGAACAAGAAACCAUGGAAAAGAUAUUGCUCAACGAGUAAACUGGACAUACAGACCUAGAAAUGGGGUUAAUAAUUCAAGGAUAGAGGCUCUUACAAGAAUAUAUCCCCAAUCUUUCUCCUCUGAUCUUUGUGAUUUUUUGGUACAUUUAUCUGAUUUUUUGUAAAACAAUAUUAAACAAACAAGAUUUUGUCAAAUGAGCUCAAGUUAGAAAUUGAGCUUAACUCAUACCUAUACAGAUUGCAAC